Molecule: messenger RNA, 528 nt
Organism: Lottia gigantea (owl limpet)
Lineage: Eukaryota; Metazoa; Mollusca; Gastropoda; Lottiidae
Exons: 2
Source: RefSeq, a predicted model, not a curated record
AGAGCUAUAUUCCGUUGGAUAACGUGUAAAGAUUUAAAUAAACUGGAUAUAUGUGAACCAGUGAAUCCAGAAUCACCUCUAGGUUUAUUACGUGGUAUUAAAUAUGGUACUGAAACAUAUCAUGAUUUGUUUAAACGAUUGUGCAGUUUUGCAGGUCUCUACUGUGAAGUGAUACAGGGAUAUUCUAAAGGUGCUGGAUAUAAACCGGGUAUGAAACUAGAAGAUGAAAAGUUCCGUAACUCCUGGACUGCUGUUAGUAUCGAUGGAUCGUGGUGCUUCGUCAACUGUAACUGGGGCGCCAGACAUGUCAAGGGAAAUAACUCUUCUAAUAAGGAGAACAAAAAUCAGUAUUUUUACGCCUGUGAUGAGUUUUAUUUCAUAACUAAUCCCGAGGAUCAUAUAUUCCAACAUUUUCCGGACGAUUCAAGAUGGCAGCUACUCGAGUGUCCGAUUUCUUUAACGGAAUUUAUCAGUCUUCCUAUAGUUAAAUCAUCCUUCUUUAAUUAUGGACUCAAAUUCAUCAUGCAU